AGUGGUUUUUGGUUAAUUUUUUGUGUGUGGCCGGCAGUGUACAGCUGAUGACGAGGUUUCUACAACUAGUAAAAACCAGUAAUAAAUAUUGUUCCUCAAACUCGAAUCGCUUAUCAACCUCCAAGAUAAGAAUGUCUCCUCAUUGUCGGGUCGGACCGUCCAUCCUGAACGCGGACUUGUCCCAAAUUCAGGCCGAAUGUCACCGUUUGCUCGACGCUGGAGCAGACUUUCUCCACCUGGACGUCAUGGAUGGACAUUUCGUCCCUAAUCUGACCUUUGGUCAUCCACUCGUCAAGUGCCUGAGGUCAAAGGUUCCGGACACAUUUUUCGAUAUGCACAUGAUGGUGGCGCAUCCGGAACAGUGGGUGGAACCCAUGGCUGAUGCUGGCGCGGAUCAGUACACUUUCCACUUGGAGGCUACAAGAGAUGUACCUGGACUUGCGAGGAAAAUAAGAGAGGCUGGAAUGAAGGUCGGAAUCGGAAUCAAACCAGGCACUGAUGUUGAAGAGGUUUUAGCCCAUGUCGAACUAGCCGACGUGAUUCUCAUCAUGACUGUCGAACCAGGAUUCGGGGGCCAAUCAUUCAUGGCCGGCAUGCUUCCGAAAGUCGAGGCUCUUCGGCGUCAGUACCCUGAGCUGACUAUUGAAGUAGAUGGCGGCAUUUCGUUGGCAAAUAUUCAGGCCGUGGCAGAGGCCGGAGCGAAUAUGAUCGUCGCUGGGACUGCAAUUGUUGCCGCGGCGGAUCCGCGAUCGGUUAUUUCCUCGAUGAAGUCGAGCGUCGUGGAAGUGUUCACCAAGGUGCAGGUCGAGCGGUGAUGAUGACGAUUCAUAAUUUUAAAAAACGCUAGCUAAAAGCAAUCUCCAUUCCAUACACUCAUGGGACAAUAUAUUACGUACUACACAUAAAUAAUGUGACACUACAAAAGCAAUAUGAUAAUUAAUAUGAAAAGACUUGUACCUUGAGAAUAAAAAAUACAUAAUUUUGUGUUUUGACUAAAAA
Folsomia candida is the source of this 999-nucleotide messenger RNA. It is a transcript of the gene Rpe, whose product is annotated as ribulose-phosphate 3-epimerase. The transcript has 4 exons. Gene Ontology annotation, molecular function: D-ribulose-phosphate 3-epimerase activity; metal ion binding. Gene Ontology annotation, biological process: pentose-phosphate shunt, non-oxidative branch; pentose-phosphate shunt; carbohydrate metabolic process. NCBI's taxonomy places the organism in Eukaryota, Metazoa, Arthropoda, Collembola, Entomobryomorpha, Isotomidae. The coding region runs from base 48 to 815 and encodes 255 amino acids. Gene Ontology annotation, cellular component: cytosol. The record is from RefSeq and is a predicted model, not a curated record.